This is a messenger RNA of Truncatella angustata, 2787 nucleotides long. Its product is annotated as beta-lactamase-like protein. Gene Ontology annotation, biological process: mRNA 3'-end processing by stem-loop binding and cleavage. Gene Ontology annotation, cellular component: mRNA cleavage and polyadenylation specificity factor complex. The record is from RefSeq and is a predicted model, not a curated record. NCBI's taxonomy places the organism in Eukaryota, Fungi, Ascomycota, Sordariomycetes, Amphisphaeriales, Sporocadaceae. The transcript has 2 exons. Bases 1 to 2787 code for a protein of 928 amino acids. Gene Ontology annotation, molecular function: RNA binding.
AUGUUCACCUUUACGCCCCUACAAGGCGCCAAGUCAGACUCCACGGCUGUCCAGUCCAUACUUGAGCUUGAUGGCGGCGUAAAAGUGCUCGUCGACGUCGGCUGGGACGAGGCCUUUGAUCCACAGCAGUUGAGGGAGCUCGAGAAGCAAGUCCCGACCUUGUCCCUCGUCCUCCUCACCCACGCGACCGUCUCCCACCUCGGCGCAUUUGCGCAUUGCUGCAAGCACAUCCCGCUGUUUGCGCGCAUUCCUGUCUAUGCGACCACGCCGGUCAUAGCCUUGGGCCGAACACUCUUACAAGAGCUGUACAUCUCUACACCACUCGCAGCGACUACGAUCCCCAAGUCCUCCCUCAAUGAGGUCUCGUACUCAUACAACGCCCAAGCCGCUGCCACCGAAUCAAACAUCCUUCUACAGCCACCUACAAACGACGAAAUAGCCAAAUACUUCUCGCUCAUCAACUCCCUCAAGUACCUGCAACCGCACCAGCCCGUGGGAUCGCCUUUCUCGCCUCCAUUGAAUGGUUUGACUAUCACCGCAUACAACUCUGGCAGCACAUUGGGUGGAACCAUCUGGCACAUACAACAUGGUCUCGAAUCUAUCGUCUACGCCGUAGACUGGAACCAAGGGCGCGAGAAUGUCUACGCAGGCGCUGCCUGGCUGGGCGGAGCUGGCGGCGGCGGUACCGAGGUCAUCGAAUCCUUGCGCAAACCGACAGCUCUUGUAUGCAGCAGCAAAGGCGCCACCAAGUCAUCUUUGCCAAGAGCCAAGAGGGAUGAGCCUCUGCUCGAAUCGAUAGAGGGGUGCAUCUCAAAUGGAGGCACGGUAUUGAUACCCGUCGACUCCGGCGCAAGAGUCCUGGAGUUGGCAUACCUGCUGGAACACGCCUGGCGGCGGCAUGCUGCCAAGGACGGUGGUAAGCUGCACUCCGCCGAGCUCUACCUGGCUGGUCGUGGUAUACACAGCACUAUGCGCUACGCUCGAAGCAUGCUGGAGUGGAUGGAUGAGCGGAUUGCGCAAGAGUUUGAAGAAAUCGCCGAUGUGAAUAAGAGACCCAAUGGUGCUACCAACGGCACAAGUCAAAAGGACCAAGGCUCUCAGGGAGGUCCGUUUGAUUUUCGAUAUCUCAAGUUGUUGGAUAGAAGAGGCCAGGUUGACAAGGUCCUGUCAAGGCCGAAUGGCGACGGCUCUGUCGGCAAGGUCAUCUUGGCCAGUGAUUCAAGUCUCGAAUGGGGUUUCUCCAAGGAUGUUUUCAAGGCUCUGGUACAGGACCCCAAAAAUCUGCUCGUAUUGACUGGCCUUCCCACGACACCCACUGGAGGCAGUACCACACUGUCAAGCACCUUCUACAAGUGGUGGCGGGAGUCUGUCGAGGAAAACGAGAAACACGGCGCCGAAGCUGUCGGUACGGGUAUUGGGACUAAUGGCGCGCUCAUACAAGUUCCUGGCAAGGGUCGGGAAGCAACACUGCGGGACGCUCAGAAAGAGCCCCUCGAAGGAGAUGAUCUUGCAGUCUACCGAUUUUGGCUCGCUCAACAACGUCAACUACAAGACACCGUGCAGACCGGCGGCACAGAGACACUUGAUGCCAAUCUCGAUAUUGAUGAUGCCUCCUCAGAGUCCUCGUCCGAUUCCGGAGAUUCCGAGACCCACCAGCAAGGAAAAGUCCUGAAUGUGGCAGCGACCUUGGGCAGAGCAACCCGAAAGAAGGCCUUGGUAGCGGAUGAGGAUCUAGGCCCCAACAUUCUUCUCAAAAAGAAGGGCGUUUAUGAUUAUGACUUGCGUGGCAAGUCUGGCCGAGAUGCCAUGUUCCCCUAUCCGGUACAGAGAAAACGAGCAGACGACUACGGCGACCUGAUCCGCCUGGAAGAUUUCCUGAAGACAGAGGAGCAGCAAGACGACGACCAGCACGGUCUUUUGGAUGGCAAAGAGGAUUUAAAAGACAACCUCGGAAAGAAACGCAAAUGGACCGAUUCGGCUCCCAACAAGGGCCUAGGUACCGACAAGAGACCUAAGCUCGAGCGCAACGCCUCAGACGAUUUCGAGAUGGCUAUCGCCGAUGGUCCCGUGAUCAACGAGCUCGAUGACGUGCCGGACGAUGAGGAAGACACGUCCACGGGUCCAUUCAAACUUGCGCUCACCACAGAACAAGUCACCAUCAACAUGAACAUCACAUUCAUAGACUUUAGCGGUAUACAUGACAAGCGAAGCUUGCAAAUGCUUAUACCCCUAAUCCAACCACGGAAGUUGGUUCUCACCGGUGGUAGCUCCUUGGAGACGGAAGAGCUAUCAACGGAGAUGCCCAAGAUCAUCCAGUCACAAAUCGACAUCUUCAUGCCGGAGAUCGGUUCGACAGUGGAUGCGUCUGCCGACACAAAUGCAUAUUCCGUCAACCUGGCACCAGCUCUCGUCAAAGGUCUUAAGUGGCAGGACGUAGGUGGUGUCAAGAUCGCUACCCUAGUUGGACGGCUUAGCAUGGCCGACGAGAACAAGGACCCCGUUCUCGAUAUACCUAUGACACUGGCAAGUGGACUGGCCGCAACCCAGUCCGUGACCCCAUUCCACGUGGGCGACUUGAGACUGGGCAACCUGAGGAAAGACCUUCGGGACAGCGGAUACUCAACAGAGUUCAUGGGAGAGGGCACUCUGCUAGUACAGAACUCUGUCAUUGUACGGAAGGCCGCGAAUGCUGGUCGCAUUACUGUAGAAGCAGCGGGUUGGGAGACGGACACGGUGCAAACCGUAAGGAAAAUGGUGUAUGAGAAGCUGGCUGUUGUCGGUCACUAG